Molecule: messenger RNA, 667 nt
Organism: Symbiodinium necroappetens
Lineage: Eukaryota; Dinophyceae; Suessiales; Symbiodiniaceae
Source: the annotation of a GenBank genome assembly
GAACAUUCAGACGGACGUCCUCGGCGACUACGGCUACGGUGCUUUCGGACUUCCCUUCGGCAAGAAGAUCGAGGACUCCGAGAAGAAGAUGAAGAGCCUCAACGCAGAGAUCAACAACGGAAGGCUGGCCAUGUUUGCCAUCAUCGGAAUGUUCUUCCAGGAUGGCCUGACCGGCUCCGCGUGGGGCGACUGGGCGACCUACACCGACUCGCCUCUGCGUGCUUUCGAGGAGGAGCUGGGCGUGCAAGCUCCCGUGGGCUUCUGGGAUCCCGUUGGCUACACCCGGGAUGGAAACGUCGAGACCUUCAAGCGCCGCCGUGAGACUGAGAUCAAGCAUGGCCGCGUAGCGAUGUAUGCGACCGUUGGCUACAUCGUGCCUGAGUACUUCAAGUGGCCGGGGUUCCUCUCGCCCUCCUUGGGCCUGAAGUUCUCGGACGUGCCCAACGGCUUGGCUGCCAUCAGCAAGGUGCCCGGCGCAGGGUGGGCCCAGAUCGUGGCCUUUGCCGGAUACUACGAGCUCUUCGCGUACAAGUACAACGGAACCCCAGGUGACUACGGCUGGAAGGUCAUCACCGCCAGCGAGCCUGAGGCGCUCAAGAAGAAGCUCAGCGCGGAGCUAGCAAAUGGGCGCUUGGCGAUGAUGGCGAUCAUUGGGAUGUUCUUCCAG